ACGGGGAGGGGAGGAGGAGGGGAUGGCUUCGCCUGCGGCCGCCCACCAAAUCUCGCCCAUGGUUUCUUCCCCCACCGCCUCCCGCGACGGCCCCCGGCGCCGCGGCGAGAAGAGGCGAAUGCGCGGCUGCUCUCCGUCGCCGCCGCCGCAGGAUCUCUGCCCAUCAGGAGCUUGCGAGGACAAAGGUGAUGGAGCUACAACUACUGAUAGAAAGUGGCAUCCAGAUGAAUCACACAGACCUGAUAUUGAUGAUGCCCCCGUUUUCACUCCAACAGAAGAGGAGUUUAAAGAUCCAAUUGGAUACAUUACAACGAUUCGACCACAAGCAGAAAAAUAUGGAAUUUGUCGCAUUGUUCCACCAUCUUCUUGGAGACCGCCUUGUUCUCUGAAGGAGAAAACCUUCUGGGAAUGUACAGAGUUCAAUACCCGAGUUCAGCAAGUUGACAAGCUUCAAAACAGGGAACCCACAAAGAAAAAACCACAGCCUCGAGCUCAGAAGAAAAGGAAGAGGAGAAAGAGACUGAGAUUUGGGAUGACUCACAGGCGUCCCAGUACAAAUACAUCAGAAAGCUCUGACUGCGGAGACACGGAAGAGAAGUUUGGCUUUCAAUCUGGCUCUGAUUUCACACUAGAGGAGUUCAGGACAUAUGCGGAUGAGUUUAAGCAGCAGUAUUUUGGAAUGAAAGGAAGUGAUGAAAUCCCUCUUUCUGAAAUUAAAAAGAAGAAAAAGAUUUGGCAACCAUCAGUCGACGAAAUAGAGGGCGAAUAUUGGCGUAUAGUCGUAUGCCCCACUGAUGAAGUUGAGGUGGAUUAUGGUGCUGAUUUGGACACUUCAAUGUUCAGUAGUGGAUUCUCUAAAUUGUCUUCAGAUUCAAAUAAACAAGAUUCAUAUGGUCUGUCCUGUUGGAAUUUAAAUAAUCUUCCACGAACUCCUGGCUCUGUUCUUUCGUUUGAAACUGAGGAUAUAUCAGGAGUUGUAGUCCCUUGGCUUUAUGUAGGGAUGUGCUUCUCAUCAUUUUGUUGGCACGUGGAAGAUCAUUUCCUAUAUUCUAUGAAUUACAUGCAUUUUGGUGAACCAAAAGUAUGGUAUGGUGUUCCUGGUGCUGAUGCAGUGAAGCUGGAAGAAGCUAUGAGAAAGAACUUACCAAGACUAUUUGAAGAACAGCCUGAUCUCCUACAUGAGCUGGUUACACAAUUAUCUCCGUCUGUUCUAAAAUCAGAAGGAGUUCCUGUUUAUCGUGUUGUUCAGAAUCCAGGCGAGUUUGUUCUAACACUACCGCGGGCUUACCAUUCUGGAUUCAAUUGUGGCUUCAACUGUGCAGAGGCAGUCAAUGUCGCACCUGUGGAUUGGCUGCCUCAUGGACAAUGUGCCGUUGAGCUUUAUAGGGAGCAGCGGCGCAAGACAUCCAUAUCGCAUGACAAAUUAUUACUAACAACUGCAAAUGAAGCUGUCAGACAGCUUUGGAUGAACCUUUGUGAUUGCAAGAGUAGCCAAGGAGUAUACAGAUGGCAGGAUACCUGCGGAAAGAAUGGAAUUCUGACUAAUGCAAUUAAGACAAGGGUUAAAAUGGAGGAGGCCGCUCGGAGAGUGAAUGCGUUGCUGCAAUAUAAGAAAAUGGGCAGCGAUUAUGAUUCAACUGACCGGGAAUGCUUUUCGUGCUUUUAUGAUCUCCAUUUUUCAGCUGUCAGUUGCCAAUGCUCACCAAACCGUUUUGCUUGCUUAAACCAUGCAAGCCUUCUGUGUUCAUGUGAAAUGGACACAAAAUUUGCAUUAAUCCGGUACAACAUAGAGGAGUUGGAUACUCUUGUUGCAGCUCUAGAGGGUGAUCCAACUGCUGUUUACCAGUGGGGACAGAAUGAUCUAGGUUUAGUCUGCCCAUCUGGUUCUGGGCAAUACAAGAAGAUAGACUUGGGUGAAAGCACGAGGUUUCUGGAAUCAGCAACUGACGUCAAUCAUGGCUGCAGCUUAGGUGUCAACCAAGAACGCUAUCAUGAUGACCCUGCAAAGCCUGUAAGAUACCAGCAAGAGAAUGGGACGCAGAUUGAUUCAGAAGUACAUAACAAUAACAAGAUGUCUGUCAGUUUUGAGUCUCCUGCCACAGCUAGUAAUCCAACAAGGUCAAAUUCUGACUGCAGCUGCCCACACUCCUUGAACCAUUCAUUUGAGUUACCGUCUUCAAGAGUUCAAACAGGAAGCCAACCUUAUGAUGUCUCUAAGACCACCAUAUCGAAGUAUUCAGUUGAGCUGCUAGACCAUGGGAAAAUGAUGGUUGGUAAAAAGUGGUGCAAUCGGCAAGGCAUAUUCCCCAAAGGAUUUAGGAGUCGAGUUACAUUUCACAGUGUACUAGACCCAACAGGGACAUGCUACUAUAUUUCAGAAGUUCUUGAUGCUGGACUUCUUGGACCGUUGUUUAGGGUAUCUGUGGAAGGUCUCCCAGAAGUUUCGUUUACUCAUACAUCACCAAUGCAAUGUUGGGAUAGUGUAAGAGACAGAGUAAAUGAAGAAAUAGAAAAACAACAAAGUGUUGGAAAAUCUGGCCUUCCUGACCUGCUAUCCAUGAAUUCUGUGAAUGGCCUUGAAAUGUUUGGGUUCUUGUCUUCCCCUAUAAUUAAGGAAAUUGAGGCUCUAGAUCCUGGUCACCAAUGCUUGGACUAUUGGUCGUCAAGGAUUUCUUCUGUUGGAACCGAACUCCCCUCGGAAUCUGUGAUGGCAACAGCAGUUAAUGACUCCACUAACCCCACUAUAAAGCUGCUUGGGAUUGAGAUUACCCGGAAGGAAAUAGAACAAUCAAGUAGCUUUAAUAAUUCCUGUGCCGAGGGGUCACACUUGGUAGGUUGCUGAAGACGGCUAAGCUCCCAGAAGGACCAGAACUAAUGGCGAUGAAAAGAAGCAUUCGAUAGCAGUCUAGUGGAUCAGAUAGCAUCAGGAGUGGCAGAUGCCACCCCGCAGGAUGGGAUGGACAAUAAUGUAGAUACAUAGUGCCGUGCAUAGAUCAGAAAUUUCAGAUAACUCAUCCUAGAUAGCUUCCCUAGGGAGACAUUAGAAUCGAAAUAGAGCCACCAUUGAUUUGCAUUUCUUGAUAUUUAUUUCAGAUUUACAUGAUCCCAAUUCAUUUCUAAUUUGAUGGCAUGCAACAAGUUAUUGUGUUAUCUAAUUGUUUCUGGAUUAGCCAGCUUUAUUGUGACCAAUGUAACAAGUUGAUGUUUCUUGCCGACAUAAAGCUUACAUGUACAAACCAUUGGUAGCUCCCAAUUGGGAAAGCAAUGAAGAAAAUGUUUUCGGAAGUAUGGCCAUUGCUUCAACUUCGUGUUG
Molecule: messenger RNA, 3313 nt
Organism: Oryza brachyantha (malo sina)
Lineage: Eukaryota; Viridiplantae; Streptophyta; Magnoliopsida; Poales; Poaceae
Product: lysine-specific demethylase JMJ18-like
Exons: 11
Coding region: 23-2842 (939 amino acids)
Biological process (GO): chromatin remodeling
Cellular component (GO): nucleus
Molecular function (GO): histone H3K4me/H3K4me2/H3K4me3 demethylase activity
Source: RefSeq, a predicted model, not a curated record